This is a messenger RNA of Closterium sp. Yama58-4, 2598 nucleotides long. Lineage: Eukaryota; Viridiplantae; Streptophyta; Zygnematophyceae; Desmidiales; Closteriaceae. The record is from the annotation of a GenBank genome assembly.
AUGCGCGACGAACCGGUAGAUCGAACGAUAGUCCUGCGCAAAGACUUGCGGUUGCGCCGAGUGCGCCUGCUACUACCCCUGUCGCGCGCGGCGCCCGCAUCGCGUCAAUCACGAGCCAUGGUAGGCGGCGAAGGUUCCGUGUUCAUUCGGCAAGCACCGGGUCUGCUGCUGGCGCGGGUGACACAGACGGGGGCGACUCAACCGAAGGGUGCGUGGCUGGUGCAACUUUCGAAGAAAGAAGCCGGGAAGCCCAAGGCAGUGGAUCCGGAAAUCCUGGAGGCCGGCAAAGAGGGAGAACCGGGCCCUCGUUCCCGAGAAGCUGACGUGGCUAGGAGUGCUGACGUGGCAGGGGAUGCUGACAUGGACCUAGAGGCGUUGGCACGUGAGCUGAACAUGGAUCUGAAAGAGGUGCAGGAGGCAGAGAGGAUGUUCGAAAGUGCCAUGUCAGCAGUUGCCUCGCUGGAAUCGCUAUCUGCCAAGUUCGACCAGAUGUUUCUGGAAACUGCCGCUGCUGACAAGGAGGAUUCUAUCAAGGGUUUAAGAGGGGGUUUGGACAAGGAGGGUUUAGAGAAAGCGGGUUUAGAGGGUUUAGAAAGAGGGAUGGAGGAGCUGGCGAAGGAAAUAGACGCCGCAUCAUCUUGGGUUGAGCGAAAAAGCGUCAGCCAAUCAGGGGAGGCGAGAGAGGAGGCGGAUGAUGAUGGUGCUGACGUGGACUUGGCAGGGGAGGCCAUUGCUGACAUGGAGAAUGACCUGGCGGAGCUGCAGCGGUCGGUGGCGGCCACGGUUGCUGAGCUGGACCGCACUGCCACGUCACUAACUCCGGAGCUGGGGCUACAGGAAGUGCUGAAGCUCAAAAAUUCCAUAUCUGCUGACGUGGCGCAGAUAGAGCAGCAGACAGGUGCCAUUCUCGGAUUGCUGCGAGAGGCCCGAGAGCUGCAGGAAGUUUCCCAGCAACCGGGGGCACCAACGGGAGCUCGCCAGCUGGCGGCGCAGAGAGCCGUGGAGGCUCGGAACGCCAUGGCUGCGAUGGCAGGUGGCGGCAGGGGAGGCGGGUGUGGAGCAAUCAGCAGUGCUGCUGGCGCUGUCACAGCUGCUGCUGGGGAUGGGGGAGGAGGCCAAGGGGAGACAGCUGAUGGACCAGUGCUACUGGCGCUGUCACGGCUGCUGCUGGGGAUGGGGAAGGAGGCCAAGGGGAGACAGCUGAUGGACCAGGCUCAAGGUUCAUGGUAUGUUGCAACAGAUUUUGGGGAUGGGGCGGGCGGGAGGGUAGGGAGAGAGUUGAUGGAUCAGGCUCUCGCCCUCGUGGCCUCUCACCCCGCUGAGCCUCUGCUAGACGACCUGCUAGAGAACGCGGGGGACAUGUAUUACGGCAUGGAGAUGUGGGACGAGUCGAUCAAGAUGUACAAACGCGCAGUCAACGUACAGAGGGAACUGGCAGGUGGCGAGCACUACCUGCAGGCGUCCACCCUGUGCAGCCUCGCCAAUGCGUUAAUGGAAGCACAGAGGCACGAGGAGGCGGAGGCGGUGCAGAGGAAAGCAGCUGAGCUGUAUGAAGCUGCGAGGGGGGAGAGGUCCCGCGGGGUGGCGACGAUGCUGGUGCGGCUGACGCAGAUUCAGAUGGAAGGGGGGCGGGUGGAGGAGGCUGAAGGCAGCAUUCUGCGCGCCAAGGACAUUCUGAUAGAGAAGGAGGGGCUGACGUCGAUGGAAGCAGCUAUUGUGGAAUUCACUCUCGCUCAAGUCAGGCAGGCGCAAGGUCGCCCGGAUCUAGCAGUGGGGGUGUUGGAAAGCGGACUUCGGAUAUUUGAACAGGCAGUGGAACAGCAGAGGAGGAAGGGUGGGGCGGGAGAGGAUGCUGAGCUGGCAGGAGCGGGCGCUGAGCUGGCCUGGGGCGACGAUGAGCUGGCGGGGACCCCGCGAGCGCUGGUGAACGCGCUUGGAGCGUCAGCGUUCCCGGCUUUCGAGCAGGCCCAGAUUGAACUGAGCAUGCUUUACGAUAUAUUGGACAGGGAUGAAGACGCGUGUGCCAUAAGAGAGAAGCUCCUUUCAGCAAAGGAGCUAGCCGUCGGCCCUCUCUCCCCGGCCCUCGUCCCCCCUCUCAUCCAACUCGCGCAGUCCCGCAUGACCAUCGGCCAAUCAGAGGGCGCGGAGCGGCUACUCCGCCGCGCGCUGCAGAUCGCCAGGUCAGCGGUGCCAGCUGGCGACGCGCGGUUGGCCGUGCCGAUCGAACGGCUGGCGCUGUGCCUGGCCCAGAUGGAGCGAUUUGAGGAGGCCGAGGUGCUGGCGAGGGAGCAUCUGAUGAUCGCUGAGGGGGCUGUUGAGAAGGCGGGACUGAGGGGGGACAGUGUUGAGAUGCUAGCGCAAGCCCAGCGCAACCUGGCACUCAUACUCAUGGCCACAGACCGGGCACAGGCAGCGGAGCUGCUACUGAGGAAGGCUUUAGCGAGGAUGGAGGGGGCAGUGGGGCCGAUGGGGGAUGCGGCGUUGGUGAUUGCCGGGUCUCUGGUGGUGAAUCUGCAGCAGCAAGGGAGGGAUGACGAGGCUGAGCCGCUGCUUAAGAGACUGGCGCUUGCCGAGGCUGCGGCUGCUGGCAAUUUGUGA